Sphaeramia orbicularis (orbiculate cardinalfish) is the source of this 1671-nucleotide messenger RNA. Its product is annotated as prostaglandin E synthase 3-like. The record is from RefSeq and is a predicted model, not a curated record. Gene Ontology annotation, molecular function: protein-folding chaperone binding; Hsp90 protein binding; prostaglandin-E synthase activity. Gene Ontology annotation, biological process: telomere maintenance via telomerase; telomerase holoenzyme complex assembly; protein folding. Gene Ontology annotation, cellular component: cytosol; nucleus. Bases 1 to 633 code for a protein of 210 amino acids. The transcript has 9 exons. NCBI's taxonomy places the organism in Eukaryota, Metazoa, Chordata, Actinopteri, Kurtiformes, Apogonidae.
AUGACUGAUGGGUGCAGGGGAGCCAAAAGGGAUUCCACAGGGUACAGGCGUUUGCAUUGGCUCUGUGUUAGCGGCAUUCCUUCUUCUGCUGGAAUUACCUUCUUUUCACAAGUCUGUCUUUACUGCGACAAAGAGGCUCACUUCACACAGAGACAUGCAUCCAGCAACUGCCAAGUGGUACGACAGGAGGGACUCUGUUUUAUAGAGUUCUGUGUAGCAGACAGCAAAGACGUCAAAGUCAAUUUUGAUAAAACAAAGUGUGGAUUCAGCUGUCUUGGAGGAACAGACAAUGUCAAACAUGAGAAUGAAAUAGACCUUUUUGAAGCCAUUGAUGAAAAUGAAUCCAAACAUAAACGCACAGAUCGGUCAGUGUUGUGCUAUUUACGAAAAGCACAGCCAGGGAAGGCGUGGCCGAGGCUAACAAAAGAGAAGGCUAAACUGAGUUGGCUCAGUGUCGACUUCAACAACUGGAAAGACUGGGAAGAUGAUUCAGACGAGGAGAUGGGCAACUUUGAUCAAUUCUCAGACAUGAUGAACAACAUGGGAGGUGAGGACGACCUACCAGAACUAGACGGUGAUGAAGAUGAUGAGUCUGCAGAUAGUGAUGAUGAAAAAAUGCCAGACUUGGAAUAAAUGACUAAGACUCCACAAAGAAAAAUGGAAGAACAGAAGGCAAGAGGAAACAAAAAUGUAUAUCUUGAAAUUGAAGGCAGUGACAAACAACUGUACAUAUGAGUCAGUAGCCAUAUUUAAAUCCAUAGCCUCAGCUCCAAACUCUUGAGAGAUCAGUCCACUGAAGGUUGAUAUGCAUGGUAUUGUACAGAGCAGCUAUCUCCACUUCCAUUUGCUGUACUGCACCUUUUUGGGUAUUCUGUUUUACUGUUAAAUAUUACAAUUAAGCACACAUUAUUUGUUGGAAAAGCUGUAUAGUUGUCCUCAACAGAGCAAUACAUGUUAAAGAGAUUUACAGGUUGCUUUCAAAUGAAUUGUGAUUAUUUUUUUUUAAGAUACUGUAUUAGGCCCACCCAUUCCCAAUGUUGUGGUUUUAAGUUAGUUGAUCAGUGUAGCUUAUCUCAUUGAUUUAUGAAAACACUAGUCGUGAACAUCAGAAUUAGAUUUAUUGGGUUCCUCUAAAAGCCUUCCAUGUGCCGUGAAUUAGAUAUCCAGGAGGCCAGUUUUUGUUUGUCGCUUAACCUUCCAACUUACAUGUUUCCCCUUUACUUCUUUACAUGUUUAAUGUCCGUCUGUGAAAUUGGAAUUAUCUGGAAUUGUUGCAGAAAUACUUGCAUCUUCCCAGUAAUAAUCUGCUUUGGUCAUUUGAAUGAACUCCAUAUAUUUAGUAUCUUGACAGUUUCUCUUUCCAUACUCAUCUAACAUGCACCCUCAUGUUAGACUACAGAACAAGGUGUAAUGUAUUGCAGCUGUUACAAUGAAGCUUGAAGCUUGGUUGGGCCUCAACAAUUUGUGGUGUGUUGCUAUCCUCCAGGUUCGUUCCAUUCAUUGAGUAAAGAUCUUUCCCUCUCGGGGAGUGCUGGUGUGAUAAGGCGAUGUGUAAUGACCAAAUUAUAUUUGCACUGUCAAUAAAAUGUAAGGGGAUACAAGUAAUGUUGAACUACAGUGAAAAUUCUUUUUUUAUUGUCUACAUCUUUCUAAUAAACUGUUUAAGAAUCA